CGCCAUUGCAGAGUGAACCGUAGCUGGCCUAGUAUGGUUGAGAUCGAUAUAUGGUUCCUGAAAGUGAAGCAAGCCUCUGUGCUCUUGGUCACAGAUCACAACUAGCGGGCCUAGCAGCAGUAACGAUUCUACUGCUUGUGCGUGUGUAGCAGAGAGGAAGAAGACGUAGUGAGCUCUCCGCGGAAAAGAGAUGACAUGUUCACAAGAGAAAGAGGAAGAAAGGCAGUGCGUGAGAGAUGCUUGACGGCGCUGACUUCAAAGGACGGAUUCGGGGAGCAGCUGCCAAUUUUUGCCUGGAGGCAAAGUGAUAACGUUGUUGCUCUUGCCUUCCUCGCAUCGUGGAAAAACUUGCUCUUCCCCUUUUUUCUCCUCUUGGGAUUGGGCACAGAGGGGGGUUCAAUAAGGCAGGUGCCAGCUUGCCAUCUGUUAGCACUGUCGCUUUUCCUUCUUCUGCUCUUGCCUUAUAGCAAGCAGCAGGAGUUACCUAUUCGCCAUCCGAUUCACGCAUUCAGCUACGAACUGCGACAAGAAUGAUGCAACAUCUUGUCAGAGCAAGAUGCCAUUUGUGGUUACAGCACCUGCAGCGGGCUCGC
This is a messenger RNA of Trichoderma asperellum CBS 433.97, 593 nucleotides long. The record is from RefSeq and is a predicted model, not a curated record. NCBI's taxonomy places the organism in Eukaryota, Fungi, Ascomycota, Sordariomycetes, Hypocreales, Hypocreaceae.